This is a messenger RNA of Polyodon spathula (Mississippi paddlefish), 4474 nucleotides long. RefSeq names its product bcl-2 homologous antagonist/killer-like. Gene Ontology annotation, biological process: extrinsic apoptotic signaling pathway in absence of ligand; regulation of apoptotic process; intrinsic apoptotic signaling pathway in response to DNA damage. The record is from RefSeq and is a predicted model, not a curated record. The transcript has 6 exons. Lineage: Eukaryota; Metazoa; Chordata; Actinopteri; Acipenseriformes; Polyodontidae. Gene Ontology annotation, molecular function: protein heterodimerization activity; protein homodimerization activity. The coding region runs from base 202 to 846 and encodes 214 amino acids. Gene Ontology annotation, cellular component: mitochondrial outer membrane.
CAGCAGUCGGGUUUCAGAAGCAGUUGAGGUGCGCGGUGAAAACCCGCAGAGGAAACGGGAAGAGCGAAACCGCGGACUGUGAGAACAGCUGACUGCAAUCCUUCGGGUCUGGGAAGGGUUGCAAAGAAAAUAGCGAGGUUGACGAACCUUUUUGCGGGACUCUGUCUAAGGAGAGUUAUUUUGUUUCUGAUUGGUAGAGCCAUGGCUACAGGGGGUGGUGAGGACCCCUUCAAGCCCAGCCCGAACAAGGACAGUAAACCACCGCACCCCCCGGUGACAGAGGAGCACGUGGUGGAGGAGACAGAGGGGGUUUUCAACAGCUACGUCUUCUACCGAUACCACCAGGAGAGAGAGCAGGAGGGCAAUGACCUGCCCAGGGACCCCGAGAUCAUGGCUCUGCGCCCCAACGGUGCCAGCACCACGGCCCGGGUUGGGCAGCAGCUGGCUCUUAUUGGCGACGACAUCAACAGCCGCUACGACCUGAACUUUACCAACAUGCUUUCUCAGCUGGCGCUCACCCCAGAGAACGCCUACGACUACUUCUGCAAAAUAGCCAACAGCCUGUUCGACUCUGGGAUUAACUGGGGCCGGGUGAUCGCUCUCCUCGGCUUCGGCUACAGGAUGGCACUGCAUGUCUUCCAGCAGGGCAUGCGAGGGUUCCUGAGCCGCAUCGCCCGCUUCAUCGCCGACUUCGUCUUGCGCAACCGCAUCGCGCAGUGGAUCGCGCAGCAGGGCGGCUGGGUGGCUGCUCUGGACCUGGACAACGUCUAUCUGAACUACAUGCUAGUGUUGGUGGCCGUGGGGCUGGCGAGCCUGUUCAUAGUGAGACGCUUCUUCAGCUCGUGAUGGGACUCCAGCCACAUGCUGGCCACCACGAGCCAGAGAGCCAGCACCUCCACCAGGGGCAGUACCACCGUGGGGGGUAGAGAGAGCGAGAACAUUUUCAGGGACUGUACCACUGGGGUGGGAGGAGAUGAUAGACAAAACACUACCUGGAGGAUAUUGUAAAAAUAUAUAAAUAUUUAAAUGAACUGAAAAAUCAUGUUCAGGGAAAAAAAAAAAAGUCACAGUUUUGUGCACAGCUUUUAAAUAAAAAGAUUUUAGACACCCCCCCCCCCCCCCCCCCCCGAGACGAUCGAGUGCUCAGGAUUCCUCAGGAACGUCACAGCAGUCUUCUGACCAUCCAGCUGACAAACGUUUAGGUGAAUGGCAGGACUCUCCAGAAACGCCCUUGUUGAUGUCAUUAAUGCUGCUAGGGCUGUCCGUUUACGUUGUCUUGGACUAGUUUUUGAAUUUCAUGUCCGUUUCUUUCUUGCACAAUAACAACAUAGUGAAUCAUCAGUUCUCUUGAUAGUCUGUCGGUUUUACCGGUUCAACGUACUUACCUCACACCCCUGCAGCCUGCACGGCAGUAAUGGGAAUGGUGCUUGUUGCAAACUAACAUGUACUACCUGACUUCAGUGCUGUAUUCGAAUGGCUAUUCAAAAGUACAGGUUCUUCUUUCAUUCUGCCAGAUACCUCAUUGUUGGAAGCUAACAGUACCCAGCCUCCCGCUCCCCAGUAAACCUCCUAUGCGGUGUGAUUAACAUCAAUGGCAUUGACUUGCAGUGCCCCAUUCCGUUUCUGCUGUUCUACUUUCACUGUUGAGAUUAAUGGGUGCAGAAGAGAACAGUGCUUUAUAACUCGGGGGACCUAAAACAGCGUCAAGUCAUUUUAAAACAGGCAGGCUGCUUGCUUCCAACCACAUUAUUGGAGAACCUCAAACCUGUUUGAAUAUUGAUCUUCAGACCUACUACACUAUGCACCCAGAAACUUUGUACUGUAUGUAAAAAUUAUCUGUAAAAAAAGACUUGCACUCAAUGUGCAAGAAUGUUAGAAUCAGUACUUUAGAAGUGCCUUUACAGGUGUAUUGCUGUUGGUACUUCCCUUAACAGAAACCGUUGGGUAACCCUAUGUAUCACUAUAUUGGACCAGGCGAUAUCGAAAUUGGACCAGGCGCGUUCCCAGAGAAAUAGUUCUGCACUCAGACGUGGCACAGCUUUAUGUCUUCAUGCAGAUGCAGCACGGCCAAUCAUUUGCAUAAGUCCUAUUUACCUGUUCCUGAACUCAAAAUCCAAAUACCCAGGAAAAGACACAGUUGGAGCGAUGGAUAGAUAGAGGGUGGGAUUGGCUUCGACUGGGCUGACGCAAGUGUCGUUAGUACUUGGCUUUGUAUUGGAACAAGGUGAUGGCUACUCUGUGGUUUAGUGAUGCAGGAGGAAAUAAUGCGUGUGUGCGUCUUAAUAAAGGGAUCGUUGUCAGAUAUUUUAAAAUGUACACUUUUUUGGAAAGUGAGUGUUUUCAGAUCAGCCAAGUGCCUACAUGUGGACACAGUCACGGGUAGUUUUGAGUCUGUAAGCGCUGUCUCUAAAGCCAUGGCUACACCAAGAGGUCACCGGUGGAGCAUGUGGGGUGGGGGGGGUGGGGGGGGGGGGGUGGCCAGAGCUGACGUCACUUUUAUCAAAGCUCCUAGUGAACAGAGUAGCUGUGCCUCCAGCUCCAGUAUUAACCUAAUGCUGCUAACAGUCCAGAUUGAACCCAUGCGCUGUUAGGAGUUCUCCAGAGGGCAGGAGCCUGGGGCUUUGUGUUAAAGGGACUCUGAAGACACUCUGACACAUGCAUUAACUUUAGGAGGAGUGUAUGGUUUUAAUAAUGUGAAGUGGAAAGCAUGCCUGCAAUCGAGGGGGGCUUCACUCUCUAGGGAUGGGGCUACAGAUACUGCACUUUCCUUUUAAGAUCCUGUGAAAAACUGUAUGGUUGCUGUCCUAGCUCUGUUUAGGGUGGUAUGAAUUCUGUGGUAUUUCUAUGAAAUAUGUAUCGAUAUUCUUAAUGCCUUCUCCCUAAUGGAGUCAAUCAAGUGAAACUAAAGAAUUGUACUGGAAUCUUUUUCAAUGUCUCAGAACCAGAAGUGUGCUUACCAGCUGUGCAGUAUAUCUAGAUUUUGUUUUCUGGUAUUGGAAAUACAAUCUGUCCUGUUGACCUGGGAUUGGAAAUAUACCAUCUCUUAGAUCGAAUGUUUUUUUAUUUUUUAUUAUUGCUUUUUAAACAUUAUUAGGCUGAGAGAAAUUGCUAAUCGGAUGAAAACAUACUUGACUGUUAACUAUAUAUGUGCAAAACAAAAAAGAAAUUACCGUUCUCGUUCAACUUGUGUUUUUAACCCCCCCCCCACACACACAUCCAUACAUCCAUUUCCUGAAAGCCGACAUUUUAAUGUCAUUAAUUUUGUAACUUCAUUCUGCAUUCAGAUACUUGACAAGCAUGCUUAGUUUUUACAUUUUCAAAUGCAAGAAUUGAACAGUCUCACGCUCCAGUUCAUUCCUAUACACCCUGAAAGGGCUUGAAAUGAAAUUAGACUGUGUGUGCUACUCCCUGCAAAGUGAGGGAAUGCAUUAGAGCCUGCGUGGAGCCCCCACACCUUUAGGAAGAGGACUCCCAAAGAGCUGAAACUGUCUCUAGGUCACAGCUUUACGAUGUCCCAGUCCUUGGCUCUAACAAGGUAUUUCCUUUUCCCCCCGGCACGGUGCAUGCCGAUUCCCAUGCUGAAAUGCUGCAGUGCCUUGCCAUCUGAGUUCUUUUUGGGUACGCCCCCCCCCAGGCUCACGUUCACCUAGGCAGCCUCCUCCUCCCACUCCAUGGCUUCGUUGUCGUAGAUGUGCAGAGUGAGCUUCCCGUCUUUGCUGGGGAGGGCCCGGACCCCCUGCCUCUCCUCCAGAGAGCCGCAGUCAAUCAGCCCGCUGUCGCUCUCCGACUACACGCUGGCUUUCUUCCCCGCGAGGCUGGGGCUGGGUGGCUGCCCCAGGUAGCCCUUGAUGCAGGCCGCGCAGUCCAGUCACUCCAUAGCCACCAUGAUGUCGUGGAGCCCCUGCAGGCUGCCGUUCUGUUCCUCGUAGAUCUCCAGAGCUGCAGCCGCUGGGCUCUGCUGGCACGACAUGAACCUGCCCACGAGGGUUAGCAGCGCACACGUGCUAUAAACUGCAUAGAGUGCGUUCGGAGUUAAUACUGCAGAUCUGUACAGAAACAUACACUACUUAACACAGUGAUUAGUUAACUAGUCACAGCCCUGGAAAUGCAGCCUCUUUGUAAUGUGACAUAUUCCCAUAUAAGACACAGAAACUACCCAUAUAAUAUUACUGAAUAUUAUAUGCUGAAGUCGGCACGCAAUAUAAUCAGAAGUAGUAACCCAUUGACUUGCCAACCACUCUGUUUAUUUCAAAGCAGAAGAGGUUCUACUGUACAAGGUGUUAUAAAGUCAGUACCUGUGUGUUUUAUGACUGAAGGUAUGCAUUGUUGCACACACAGCCUGGGAUUACUGCCUUUUUUUAUUACACUGACUGUUUAACCUUUGUCCGUCUCCUUGUAAUGAUUUGUGUCUGGGUUUGGAGAAUCUGAUAUGUUAAUAAAAAAUAUUAGGGACUCAAAGAGUACCUGUCAAAAA